UCAUGUGUCUUAUCACUUCGCCGGGGGAGGAUCUCGAAAAUUUAUUUUCGCAGCUGAGAAAACCUUUGCUCUCUGACGUGAGAUGGUGAUAUAAUAUUGAUUUAUGUUCCAUAUAUUGUGCCAAGACAGGUUUUGUCAUGAUGGAUGGGCAGUCAGAAAACCAAAGUACAAAAAAGCGAGGAAUGACCAGAUUUCAAGUAGACGAAGUCCAAGAGAGUAAUAAUGGUAAUGGUCAUUCCCUGGUCAAUCUUGAUGAGGUCAAGACUUCAUGUGAUGAUGGUAUGACACCAGUGGACCUUCGUAGCAGAACAAACUCUGUUGUAGACCCAGCCGUAGUGGACAUUAGCCAUCCGAUCAAGGCUUUGAAGAUACCAAGAGAACUCUGGCUAAAGAUCUUUGUUGUCCUACUGUUUGUUUUGAUCGUCAUUGGUACUACCUGUAUUCUCCUAUUCUAUUCGGAACCACCUCUACAUUACAAGGUUGGGAGACUACUAUUCUAUGUGGACACUAAAACUGUACGAGUCAGCUACAGAGGAAGUAACUAUACGCACAGCUCUGUUGGGUUAAAUUUACCGCUUGUUACUCCUUCGACCUGUGCGGCAACCACAGACAGGAGACUGUGUUUAGAAUGGAGAGAGUACGGCCAGCUGGAGAUCGAUUGGUUAGAGUUGGACAACAUGGAUUGUUAUGAAUUUGCAUGGACGGCCAUCCAUCAGGAGGUUCUUCACAAAGAUUGCUUUUCAUUCCAGAAUGCACACUGGUAUGGUGGAGCAGUCAUUGCAAAUCAGCAGUGGCCCAUCGAGGUGGAUGAUAUGCCAUCUCAGCCGUUCUUAUCUGGAGAUGGGUCGUCACCUUUCGGACCAGUCUUGGAACGCUACUGGUUAUCAUCAAACGGAUUGGGAUUGAGAGUCAAUGAUUCUGUGUUUAUCUCAAUGAGCAUGGAUAGUGAGAGACAGGAGAUGUGUCUGGAGUCUGGUCAAUAUGACAUCUCCGUUCGUUCCAAUACGAGUGAGUAUUCUGUUUUGCAGUAUACAAUGUGUCUUGCUUCAGACCUGACAGCGGUUCACAGGAACAUGAGUGAUAAGUUUAUUGUGAGAACUAAGAACACUCCAGAUAGCAAUGUGAUCACAAACCCAACUUGGACCGUAGCUACACCAGCAGACAAAGCUUUAUGGAAUGAUUCAUCGUUAAUUACCACUGCCAACACCCUUCACAAUCUAGGAUAUACCUCAGGCUUAUUUGAGAUCCCAUCAUCGUAUGAAGCAGUAGAAGGAGACCUUGUGUUUGAUGGUAAUCGCUUUAGAGAUGUCUCCACAACCAUGACAAGAAUCCAAGAUCUGGGAUUCACAACAGCUGUCCAAGUUACGCCAUACGUCAGCACCCAGUCGAAGAGCUUUGUGGAGGGUGUGAGUAGCGGGUAUUGGGUAAAUGACCCUCGGGAUCUAGUCCCGGGGCUUACUAAGUGGGGGGACAAUGUAGGAGCUGCCCUUGAUGUGUCCAGCAGCAGUGCCGUCCAGUGGUUUAAAAGCAAACUCAAGUCCAUUCGAGCGAGUGGUGUGGAUGCUUUCACCUUUGAUUAUGGACAAGCAAGUUACUUACCUGUUGGCUUCCAAGUAGAGAACACACUUGAGAUUCCAGAUGAAUAUGCUACCAGGUAUGCUAUUAUUGCCAGUGAGAUGGCAUCACCAUUAGUUAGAUGUGUAUAUCAGUGUCAAAACAUUCCAUUAGUUGCAGAGUUAAUUACAAAGGACCCUACUUGGGAUGGGGAGAAUGGUCUGAAAACCAUUAUCCCAACAGCUCUGACAAUGGGUCUUCAAGGCUACCCAUAUUUUAUGCCAGAUUUAAAAUUCAUGGAGGAUGGGUGUGCCCAGCCUCAAGAUUGUCUCCCAUCCAAAGAGCUCUUCAUACGGUACAUCGAGCUCACUGCUUUUCUCCCUGCUAUGCAUAUACCCACUAUAUUAUCAGAGUACGAUGAGGAGACCAGAAGCAUCGUCCAAAAAUGGGUGAAAUUUCAUCGAGAUGAGAUCGCUCAACUGGUCCUGGACCUCGCUCAAGAGUUCUCCCAGAAAGGUGAUCCUGUCAUCAGACCCCUGUGGUGGUCAGCUCCCACCGAUACAGUUGCUUUUAGGAUCAACUCCCAGUUCAUGGUUGGUGAUGAUCUUCUGGUUGCGCCCAUCUUGGAUCAGGGUGCUACCCAGAGACAUGUGUAUCUUCCGGCAGGUACUUGGGUAGACAAGUCAAAACAACAGCUAUCUGGAGAACAGUGGUUGAAUGAUGUUAGUGUUUUAUUGGGUGAUGUGGCAUAUUACAGGAGGGUACAGUGAUACACCAUUACCGGUACAACAUUUUGCUUCAGUUCAAUUUCUGUAAGGUCCACACAAAUGCAGUGAAAAUGUGUUUAAAGGCUGCUCAAAAGAAACAAGAGAAAUGGUCCUUGUACAUGUACAUGUAGGCUGGUAGUCUUAAUGUACAGGUUCCUUUGAUAAACAGAUUUCAAUGAUAAAUCUUGUUCUAGUGAAACUAAAUAAAGAUGAUCCUUACAGACAGAUGGUCUUUUUGCACAGGUGUUUCCUGAAAACAGUUUUAUUUUGGUAGUAAAUCAUCAAAUUUGAGUAUUAUUCGUACAACAUACUUGCAUGUUCAGUAUAUUACAUCUCUUUACUCUCAACUUUCAACUAUUGUUUUACCAUGUGAUCUUUAAACUGACUCAAGAUAUGUACUGUUCCUAUAUAAAUGUUAUAUAUUUACAUAAAUUAAAGAAAAGAAAUAAUAGAAUAGAAAUAGGCUGAAUACUUAAAUAUAGUAUACAUGUAUAUUGUAGACCAUAUUAUGUUUCAGUACAUUCCUAUUGAAAAUUCCUUGAAUGUUGUGCCACUUGAAAAUUAUUGGUGAAAUGCAAUUCUUUUGUUCAGUACUACAGGUCUGUGUACAUGUAUAAAGAAGAAUAAAUUGAUCAAUGUCAAGGAACAGAUUUGUCGUUGCCAGAUAGUUAGAAUUUUCACCUUAGUCUGAAGGCAUGGGUGAAUUCAACCUGUUGCAAUCCUUACUCCAAUGAAAAAGUAUAUCUACUAUUAAAUAAAAAGCCAUAUGGCACAGACUGAAAGCUGCAGUGGCCCAUGCAUCAUGAUAUCUGAAGAAUAAUACUCAAAAUGUAUAUUGCAUAGGGUUAUUCACUACCCCCCCCCCCCUCCCACCCUCACCCCCAAUGUACUGAAACAGAAGGAUCUUUAGGGGACAAGUAUUUGGUUGAAUAUGGAAAUAGCCUUUCAUGAAGAAGAAUGUGUGGAGGUGCAUAUAAGGUUGAUAUCCUGCUAUUGUUAAAUUUGGCCCAUGAUAUCUGUGCUACACUGUAUGCAUUUUAAAAGACCUCUCGCACAAUAUAGCUAUCUUUUAAUACAUUUGUUUAUGAAUUCUGUGAAACUGCCUAGAGCUAUGUAUACAUUGUUUUAGGGUAGACCAAUGAACUUGAAAGCCGUACUGCAUUUGUGAUAUACAUGUUUUUGUCUUUAUUUCUUGUGAGUCAGCAAUGCAUUUCUGUUUGAAUCAUGCAUGAUAGAAGCUUUGAGGUAUAGGUAAUGGGCUCACAUCCUGUUUCGCAAGAUAACAUGAUUAGAUUCUAAACUUAGUUGUGUGGCAUGAAUGAUGGCAUCCACUUAGUCAAAUGUGAAAUAAAAAUAAGUACAGGAAUUUCAGCUUCACAAUGAUGUGUAAUAGAAUUAACAUUCACAUAUACACUGUAUGCUGGUACAUGUAUGUCUUUGUACCAAGAUCUGCGGUACAUACCCGUAAAUUUAAUCACUUUCAAUGGAAAAUAAAAAAUGUAUUGAAGCAGAUCCAUCAUAAUGUAUCCUAAAAUUGAUUUUUAGACAAAUAUCCAUGAAUAAUAAUCACAACUCUGAGUAGUCUAUGCUCUGAAAGAUAAAUGUGUGCACAUGAGGUAUCCUAGCCAUUAUGCUGCCACAGACGUGAUGUACCACUGUCAGCCAAAACUGGUCACUAUUAUUCUAGUUCAGUGCUGCCAUGUAGAUUUACAAGUAUUUCAUAUUGAACUUUGAGAAGAAAAAGACAGAUUUGUAAAAUAGUAGUUUCUGUGUCAUUGUGUUGUACAUGUACAUUCACCCGGGAUGUUAGAUGAGAAGGAAUGGUUCUCUCAACAAAUACUGAUUUAGUAAAAAAUACUGAUAUAUUGGCAGCUAACUGCACCUUAUACUUUGAGUAGGCCUCCAGACUGUGGAUAGCUGUUGAAAAUAUCAGAUGAAUAUUGUUAGAGGCAUAUGGUACCUGUCACAAAUUUGCAAAAAAAUGAGUCAGAAAUAAUGUGAUGUGUAUGCUUCAUAUGUACCGGUAAUGUAACGCAUGAUGUAUCACACAUGAUUCCAGUUAUAAAUUCUUAGCCAGUGUUAUGUGGUUUACAAUUUUGUUCUUCUCUUUACCUCUUCAGAGGGACUUGUUCCAUUUCAAAAUACAUAUGUGGUUUACAAUACUUUUGUACUUAAUGUUGGCAUUGUUGGGGCACAUAUGAUUCUUUUCAUAUUUCCUUGUAAAAAGAUAAAAAGUUAUAUGUACAUUAGGUCAACUUUCAUAAAGAUGUUUUUAUCAACUAUGUUACUUUUGUUUGCAAAAGCUUAUUUAUUCAUAUUAGUUUUGGUGCUUAACAUUGAUUCUGUUGAACAUUAAAAUAAGAAUGUUUUAUUUUAUAGACAUGUUUUAAUACACAUUGUUGGCAGCAAUGUAGAAGAACUGUUGAAUGCAGACAAUGUGUAGAACCUAUUUUCACAUACUUUGUCAAGGAAUGAUUUUCCUCUCUUCCAGGAAGAAAUGGGGGAAGUGACAUCUUAACCUUUUACGGUUUUAAAGACAGGAACACAUUAACUCUCAAAAUAUAGCUCCCUUACACAUAUCUUUCUAAAAACGAAAAUUCCUUCCUUUUUUUGAGGGGAUGGAUACAUGCAAAUGAAAUGCAAUGUAUGUAUUGUAAUUUGUAAACACAUACUGCAUGCACUUAUUGUUAGCACAGACUCUCUUUUUCUCAGCAAAUUUAUUCAUCCUGUUUAUCUUCAUCAUUCAAAAUCAUUGCCUUCUGUUCUGCAUUUUUGCCAUAGUAAGCAGUUUCAUAUAAGUUGGACUUUGUAUGUCACAGGAAUAUGUUCCUUCUGCAUUAUGUAUUCUUCUACACUGCUACUUUGUCAAGAUCUAAAUGAUACUUGACAGGAAAUAUGGGCCCAUUUAUCGGGUAAAGUGAUUAAUGUAGCUUCAUGAAAGCAUGUAGCGGGUCGAAGCAAAUGAAUGUAAUCAAUUGGAUUAUUUAUUUGAUGGAUGACUUCUGUGUGGAGUAGUGAUCUGUAAUAAACAAGGAUACUGUAUACCUAUCUUCAAUGUAUAGAAGCUAUAGGGGACUAUAGGGGCACAAAGGUGUGUAGGAAUACAAUUGAUACACUCUGCAUGUAAAGCAUGUAACAGCUUGUUCAGAUGUGUUACUGUAAACCAAUGCGAAAAUACCCCACCACUGUUUUUUUCUGUGUAAAAUGAAAGGCUACUUUGCGCAACAAAAUUCACUGAGUUCUGUGUUAUAAUAUUUUAGCUACAUGUACAUGUAUGUGAAGUAUAUAACACUUUAUAUCAUCAUUCUAAAAAUACAUCACAGUUUUGUUGCAGCGUUUCAGAAUGGAAAAGAGUUGGAAAGAGCCAAAGUGAGUCCAAGAAAUUAGAAAUAUGAAGGUUAGAAAAAUGAUGUAAUAUGUAACAGGAGGGUAUUCACCCCUCUAUGUUGUUUUGUAUACCAGAGCAGUCCUUCAAAGUGGCAUUGCUUCUUUCAUAUCCUUCCUCAUCAGAAAGAGAGAAUGACAAAACUCAUCAAUUAUUCCCACCUUUCCCCAUACCCUCAACCUAGUCUACAAGCUCAGACUCUAAGUUGACACUUUAACACAAUUCCUAAAGCCUUGAGCAGAGCUUAGAUCUGCCAGUCUCUGGCCGGUCAGGAACUGUCAAAGUACAGAGCCUACUUUAGUCUCUUAUUGCAGACCCUGUUAUGCACAACACCUAACAAGGGAUUUUAGACCGCAAACUCCCAACAACUUUCUCUUUCCAAUACAAUGAGCUUGUCACCACAUCGUGGCUAGGCUAUGGUACAUACACCGAAGUGUGUGGGUUGAUGACUGCUGCAAUGAUACCCAAUACUCUAACGAUAGGUGCUAGAAGCUUAAAGGUACUGAUGAUAUACAGAGAUACAGACUCUGAAGCCAGUCGGCACGACUCGGCAGCUGAAUAAAUAAAAGAUUGGUUAUCAGUGAUUGGUUAUCAUUAGUCAUGUAUAUUUGCACUUAACAUGUUUAAUACAUGUUUGAUAUAUAUAUUUCAAGGUGAUACCAAGUUACCAACUCAUUAUAUUGCUCUUCUCUACAUGCAUGUGUUUAAUUCUCGAUUGAUCAUAAUUCUUUCCCAAUUUUCCCAGUUUUUCCCCAAUCAUUUCCUACAUAUUUUGAAGAAAAAUUGGUGAAUUUAGAAUGAUCUUGUGUAAAAAAUAUCUUAAACACAAUCAUUUUGCUUGUUGCCCAGUGUCACUGACUGCAUAGACGACGGCUCACAAAGACAAGGGCCUCCCCUAUUUCUAUGAAUUUGAUGAUACAUGACAUUUAAGUUAAGCAGUUUAAAGCUUAGACCAUAAAUUGGGCUUUGCUGUCAAGGAACUUAACCCAUUGCAUACCAAGCUCACGCAGGGACAGUGUUGACUCAAGCCAGGGUUCAUAUGGAAAGUGUGUGUUUACUGUGUUAUAUCAAAAUCAAAUUGCAUCCAAUAAGUUAAGAUAUGAUUUUCAUAGAGAGGUCCCUGACAUCUCCAUGGUUUAUCAAGGUUGAUUUAUGCCAUAGCAUUGAGAUAAUUUUUUUCUUCUGAGAUACAUACAAUGUACUGCUAUUAUCUAGUCAUGUUUGCCAGAGGUUUGUCCACACACAUCACCAGUAGCGGUAUUUACUGUAUGGGACAGAAAAACUGGAUCUGAUGUUUCAUUGCAAGUGUUUGAAAAAUCCAUCUACCAUUAAUGCCCCAGUCCUACUGCCAAAUCGACUGCAAAAGGAGUGAUAAACCAACAUUAUUGGUCGUUUACGGUAAUGCAUGUUUUCUUCACUUUAUUGCAUAUCUGGAUCAAGUCGGUCUUGAGAUGCGCCUGUUCAGAUAUACAAAGCAAAACCACAGUGGGUUUGUUAUGAUGACAUAAAUGUAAUACCCUUCACAAAUUCCCAUGUUCUGUAUCUUAUAACACGGAUCUCAGUGAAUACGUGCAGGUCUUUUGUUGCAUGCAGUUGCGAUUCAUUUUCAUGUUAAAAUACUGCGGGUUGUUUUUUGCUGACCGUUUAUCAUGCCAUAUCUGAACGAACCUUUACUGUGAGAACAAGCUGUAAGAUGGAGAUGGAUAUUGGCAGUGUAUUACCUCUGAUGGCAUAAUGUGAUGUCUUGUUGGGAAACGUCCUUGGUAGACGACACAUUGACUUUAUCAUGCCACAUUACUACUGUAUGUCAACAGUUCAUCGGCACUUAGAUGGCACACAUGGUAUACAUUUUGUUGAGCAUAUAUAGGUAACAAAAUUGAGAGGGGGGGGGGGGGUGAUAUAUGUAUCGGACCCAAUAAUAAAAAUACUAAAGGGUAAAGAGAUUAUAUAUUUGAAUUCAGAUAUAGGGGAUUUAGUAUUAUUGGUCCUGACUUGUCCAUCUGCCAAACGCUAUGCAUAAUUGAAUUGAAUUCAAGGACUUUUUCUAAGCAGUUUCAUUCAUGAAUUAAAUAUGAGAGGUACGCACAUGUAACAGUCAUUUCCUCACUUAUAGUAUAGGCCUAUAUCAUUUUCCCCAACUUUGGCUAUGCCUGUAACAAAUAAUUUGAUAAGAGGUUGUUGUUUUUAUUUAUCAAACAGUCAAUUAUUCAUAUGUUUUGGUUCAAUUAUGCUAUGAUGUGGCAUCAAAAUUUGUUUCUAAAAGGUUAAACCUAUUUUGAGUUACAUUUUAGAAUAUAUCAUGGCACAAAAGUCAAGAGUCCUAUGUAAAGUUUUGACCUUAGUAAAUGAUGCUGAUGAUGAUAUGAGGGCUUUUCAAAAACAAUUCUUUCAUGAAGCAAUGUUACUACAUGUAUAAUGUUCUUCCACUUCAGAAUGAGAAGAAGAAACCUUUCCAAAUUAUUUUUUGCCUUUACAAGAAUGAAACCUUCCCUUUAAGCUGAGGUUGUUUGCGCAGUUUAUCUUGUCUAUAAGUAAGUAUAGUGCUACAGUCUCGCUCGCUUGCUGCAUUUAUUACUGCCAAUAGAUGACAACUUGCCUGCAUUAUUCAUUAACAGUGUCACGAGGGGAGUUAAGGCGAGAAUGGGAGAGCGCUAAGAACCUGCUCUGAAUGUUUAUGCUUUCAUUAGACCAUUUGAACAUGGUAGGCAAAUGUAGCAAUCUUAUUUCAAAUGAAAUCUCAAUGCAUUCAAAUUAGGGGAUGUUUCUUAUCUGGCAAUCUACUACAUUUUCCACUGUGAAGUGACAUAGUGUUUGCACCAGUUGUUGCUAGGUCAGGCAAGCCUUUAACAAGUUUUAUGUGAGAAUCAAAGGAUGCCUAUUGAUUUAAGAUUGAUGACAGAGUCAUUUUCAACAGAUUAUUAAUGAUAUCCCGAAUUAUACAGAAUAUAUAUGUUUAUCCUUGAAUCUACUUAAAUUAAAAUGAGAUCAAGUACAUUGAUAUUUGUAGUAAAGACUCCCUUUGCCAAAACUUAAAACACUGGUUAUCAAAUCGCAUUCUAUGAUAUAAUGAUUUUGCCAAGCCCUACAUGUAGGUAGAAAACUAGAUCAAUGUACAUGUAUAUUUGUAACGACUUUAAUUAAGAGAGAUUUAAUUGGGGAAGAAAAUGUGAUAUCUGAUUGUAAAUGUAAUAGCUUAACGUUGUGAUUAAUGUUUACUCGUACACUUUUAACAAUAUUACAAUGUACUUAACAGACAACUAAUUGGCUUAAACUCAAUUUAUUCUGAUAAACCAAAACUUGGUCAACAUAGCAACAACAAAAAUUCCAGUCGAUGUCUUUAGAAAUUUGGAAAAAACAGUAGACUAGUAUUAAAGCUCAUGAUUAGACAUUGUUCAAGUAUUUUGUAGUUUCACAGAUAUCUGGAUCAGUAAGACACUGAGUGUUAUCUGACGAUGCUGGUAGGUGUGAACGUGAUCUGAUUAUGGCAUGGUAGCUUCUCACAUCUCAAGUGUAUAAGGGAGAGGGAUGUAUUACCGACGAAGAAGAGCUUGUUAACAUUGAAUCUACCGUAUGUCAGAUACCUGGCAGUCAUGCUGUAACACAAGUAAGAGUGUUAUCAUCGUUAGACUCAGCACUCCAGGUUUUUAUCCAAAAAUAAAUGUUAAAAUAUAGGUCUACAUGUUGUAAUACAAUCAAGAUUGAUACAUACCUAGAGAUAUAUCUCUGAGGACUGAUACCAUCGUUUAGACUAGCUUGGCACUCUAGGCUUUAAUCACAAAAUAUUGAAAUGUUAUGUACCGUAUAGCCCUACAUGUUGUAACACAAGUCGAAGUGUUACCAUCGUUAGACUUCUUACUCCAGACUUUUCCCCAAAAGAAAUAUCUUGAUGUAAAGGCCGAUUAGAUCCCACAUAUCUCUAUGAAGUACAUGUAGUUGAGGCUUUAUACAUGUGAUCCUAUUCUAAAAUAGGUUUGUUAAAAGUGCUAGAUCCCACCAUGGUUUGGUUUAAACACUUGCAUACAGUCCGGUGUUUGUGAAAUUCCCCCUUCGAUCCAGUGUCAUGUAUUAAGUGUUUGUGAAGCGUCCAACAAUUUAAAAAAAAAUAAAAAAAAUAGCAUAUUUGUUCAUGAGAUAUAUUUUAAUUUGUUUAAAAAUUAUCAAUUUAUUUGCUAUUUUUACUGCAAUUUUUCAUUCUGUUUUUUUCAUUGUACAUGUUCACUGUAUACAUGUAUAUAUGUGUUCAAGAGUGUUUACAUGUUGUAUGCUCAUUGUAGCUGUUGGCAGAUUUAAUCGUUGCAAUCUAAUUGAACUUGUUAACGGUGCGGCAUAAUUUCAAUUUAAGCUUGUAACAGGUGCCGUGUUAAAGUCUCAUCUAUGUAAUACCUAUGCUCUAUAUCCACCCACGUAUUACAUUAACAUGUGAGGACCAGCCGGGAGGGUGUUUACCCUGCAUGAGUAUUAUGUUGAUCAAUGGGAUUUUCACUAUGAAUUUCACUUACACAAAUUCCUUUAGAGAAAUGAUAAUUAAAAGAAGUUUUUUGUUUCAAUUGUCACCAAUUAAUAUACCUUGCUCUUUUGUAUACCAUGGUUGUAACCUUUAAGCCUGUGUAUUAACAAGGCACAUUUCCUGAUUUUACGAGGGGGGGGGGGGGGCAUGACGUUACUUACUGCUAAUGAACAGACAGGUUGUAUCAUUCAAUAUUUUGAUAAAGAAUGAUAUUUCUCAGUAUUCCAGGUAGAUAAAGAGCUUUUUAGUUGAUCUUUUCCACGAGUUCAAAUCUUCUGGAGAAGUUCCUCAGACAAUUGUUUUAACUACUGAGAACAGUACUCCCUUGUGUGCUAGAGCAACAAUAUUCAAAAGAAACAAUCCUUGGCAAUUUGUUCACAUUUCUGGUAUUAAAAACAGAUGGUAGAAUAAUUAUUUCAAAGGAAACACCGGUAGGUAAACUGUGGUUGGUUAUUCUUGAAUGUAUGUAAAUGUUCUCUCUUUUCCUUUUCUCUCAUGUAUGCACCAGUACACAAUAGAAGUACCGGUAGCAUAUCAUCUGUGUCUACCUAGUUAUAUUCAAUGAUUUAGGUACAAAGACAUGCCCUUUUUAUCUUAUACUCUAAUUAGAUUGAAAAUAUCUGUUCCUUACAAUUUGGUCAUGGUUGGAUGAAUAUUAUCUGUAUGGUUAUGUAGUCCAUAUUCAGUUUAUUCACAAUGUAAGAAAGCAUAAUCAUACAACUCUGUUACUGCUUACAUACCGGUAAUCAAAAAUGGAUCUCAUGAAGAAAAAUUAAUUUAGAAGUAUAUCAAAUUAUCCAUGAAUUUGUAGACAUUCAAGCACAUCUAUAUUUUGCUUUGGUUUUAAUACAUGUUUGAAUUGUGAAACUGGUCUUUCUAUGGUUUACGGAAUCACAGAUGUCGGAAGUUGAUGUAAAAAGUUAUUCUCAGAUCUUUGUUGACAAUAUGUUAUGUCUAUAGUAUGCAAGUAGAUACUCUAUAUGGUCAGAGUUUAUUAAUCUUCUUGCACCAUUAUAUUAGAUGUGAAGGUAUGUUACAGUGUCCAAUACCAUAUACAUGUUACAUGCUUUGGUCUGUAUUUUGCUUACAUGUAUUGUGCUUAUGUUGUUUGCAAAUAUUACUUUUGCUCUGUUAAAGAGUGAAUGUUACAUGUAGUUAUGAAAUGGAUUACAAAUUUUAGCAGUAUCUUUUUUUCAUUCUAAACUCAUCAUUAUCACCAUAAUCAUUGAAAUGUAUGUGAUCAUAGAUGAAUGUAUAGAACAGAAUUCUAAAAACAUAGUUCAGUUCAGUAUAAAAUAGCAAAUUGGGAAUAAAAAUAUAUAGAAUAUGCAUCAUCUUAAUUUGUUUAAUAAAUUAUGGUAUUGAUGAAAUUUCCUUUCUUUUUAACAUUUAUUGCAUGAAUUUCCUUUAUAGAAUGUUAAUCAACUCACCUUUUGAUUAUUCAACUUGACCAAAAAAGAUAUUAAAGUUUAACCCUGUUUCAAUAUAUAUAGUUUCAUGUCUAAAAUAGAACUAAUAGUUUAUAAUAGAUUAGCUAAACAGGAAUGUUAGAGGCUGCAAUUUGUUUGUUGAGUAAAGUGUAAUACCGGAUAUUUUAGCAGGUUAUAAUCAGAAAAUUAUAAGAGUCACAAAACAUUUUCAAUGUUUAGCUAGAUACUUUUUGUCAUGGUGCAUCACGUUUACCUCAAGUCUCGUAAAUAAAUAUAGAAGUUGUAUAUUUCUGUUCUUUUUGUAGAUAAACAUGUAUAAAUGCUCAAUUAUAUUACAGAUUGUAUGUGGACAAAUAUCAUGUGAAAUAAACCAGAUUGCUUUAUCUAAAAUAAA
Strongylocentrotus purpuratus (purple sea urchin) is the source of this 12037-nucleotide messenger RNA. Its product is annotated as myogenesis-regulating glycosidase. Gene Ontology annotation, biological process: carbohydrate metabolic process. Bases 138 to 2324 code for a protein of 728 amino acids. NCBI's taxonomy places the organism in Eukaryota, Metazoa, Echinodermata, Echinoidea, Camarodonta, Strongylocentrotidae. The transcript has 2 exons. The record is from RefSeq and is a predicted model, not a curated record. Gene Ontology annotation, molecular function: hydrolase activity, hydrolyzing O-glycosyl compounds.